CAUAAAAAAUCAAUUUGUUUCUUUGCAUUUUCAACAAAAAUGAAAAAAAAAAUCGUAUGGGUUUUUCUUUACCUGUUUCUGCUGAAAUUUUCUGUGUUUUGAGGUUCUUGGCGUAUCUGGUUCAGUCCCAACGGAAUUCAAAUGUGUCUUAUACGUUCGUUUUGAUGCCAUGUUGAUUUCAGGAUAUUGUACUGUAUUAUACUUGUUUUGAAUUUGAGAAAAUCGGCGCCAAGGUAUGUGACCAAUCAAGAGUCCUAGCGUUGCAUGCAGCCAAUCAGAGCUGCAGAUGGUACGUAGUCAUUUCACUUGAAGCUCCCGCGCUUAAGGUGAGGCAGAAGACGUUACGAAGCAGAAGACGUUACGAAGACACGAUGCGGUUCCAAUUUGCAAUUUAUUACUUAUUUGAUAAGUCAUUAAAAGUGGAGAGUACAUCAAUCCUUCUAGCUAAUAUUGACCAGCUUAGUCAAAUUACAUCAAAACCUGACCUUGAUGCAGACGAUAAUUGGCUAGAAAUAAAAUGUCCUACACGUAAAGAACCGGAGAAGACGAUGCCUGCUAAAGUCCUGCUGUUUGGAGAUUCGUUCAAAGACCUCGUCUCAAAGAAAAAUGUAUUCCUUCUUGGAAAUGAUAUAUGGAACAAGGACGAAAGCAGGGGUGUUCGCAUUAAAAAGAAAAUGUUGGACAACAACAACGUGGUGGAGGCUAAAAAAACAAGGCCGGCAAAGCAAACCAAAAUCAAGGAGGCAGCCAGAGACAAGAUGUUACAAAAACUGAAGAAUUCCCUUUCUCAGAACAGGGCCCUAGCCACACAAGAUCAACAUACCAGCUCUGAAGAUGAAUUUCCACAAUGUGUUCAUAGUGUAAAGAAAGCAAUGAUUAAGAAGGCUGCAAGACCCCUGGCAUUCUCCUCCGAUUAUCAUGUCAGUUCUGAUGAGGGCACAAACAUAGCAAGCCCACUCCUUCCAGAUCAUCACACCAGUUCUGAUGAUGCUACAAACAUAGGGAGUCCUGAAAUGUUUCAGGCCAAUGACUUGGAUGAAGAGUGUUGUUUAACCUCAACUCAGAGAAAGGCAAGUUGACUUUCUUCAAAGGUUUUUUCUCCAUUUAUGUCACCUGAUAAAGUUUCUGAGAGGACAGUCUUUGGACAAGGUCACGGUGAAUGAAAUCAUGAGCAGACCCUGGCCAGAUAUAAACACUGAUUUUGCUACAGCGAUCAAAAUGAGUAAAUGACCUUUGAAACUUCAAAUAAAGAUGGUAUUACAUUAUUAUGCCACAGAAGGUGGCAAUGAGUGUCUUUUAAAAUGUACUUGAUAGAGAUUUUUGCAAAAACUCUGGAUAAAACAAGUCUUCAUUCAUUCAUGUCAAACCAUUUUUUUCACACAAUGAAUUCAUUUAAAGUAAUAUAUUUUUGGAACAUUUUAGACAUUUACAAAUAGAUUUUUAACAUUAAAUACAACAUUUUGCCAGAACCUCAAGUAAAAUAAUGAUGCAGAACCUGCAUCAUUAAAAAUUACUUUUUUAUUUUUGUUUUUUUGUUUUAUUUUUAUUAUUUCUAUUUUAACAUACAUGACUGUAAUCAAGGUUCGCUGUGCCUAUGUUUCAUUGUUUGCAGAUAAACGAUACCAACACUGGACUGAACAUGCCCCAAAUGGAUGAAGAAAUCAUGGCAUCGCUUCGUGGUAGUUAUUCAGACUGGCAUUGGAGGGGGGACAUUACAGUACAAUGUCCCACAAUGGGCAUUGAUUGCCUGUACAGAAAGGGUUACUUCACCCCCAAAUGAAAAUUCUGUCAUUAAUUACUCACCCUCAUGUUGUUCUAAACCUGCAAGACUUUUGUUUAUCUUUAGAACACAAAUGAAGAUAUUUUUGUUAAAAUCUCGGAGAUGUCUGUUCCUGCGUUGACUGCCUUUGCAACGACCACUUUAAUGCUUCAGAAAGGUCAUAAAAAGAUUGUAAAACUAAUCCAUAUAAAUCGAGCCAUUUAGUUUAAAUUUUCUAAAGACACUCAAUCACUUUAUAUGAUGUGCAGAUUUCAUCGUGGCUUUUACUCGCAUGUUAAUAUUGAUCAGCGAACAUAAGCAGAAGCUCAACCAAACUUAAAUGACGCACAAGAACAAACUUCUUCCGGAAGCUCAAACAUGCUGCGUAACCAACAAGGUUCAUUCUCUGUGUUACGCGGUAUGUUCAAGCUUCUGGAAGAGGUUUGUUCUUACCAUCAAUCAGGUUUGGUUGAGCUCCUGGGUAUGUUCGAGGAUCAAUGUUAACAUGCAAGUAAAAGCCUCAAAUCUGUUUAUAAAAAAUCAUUGUGUCUUCAGAGAAUAUGGAUUAAACCGCUUAAUUCAUAUGGAUAAAUUUUAGGAUCUCUUUAUGAUCUUUUUAAAGUAUCAAAGUGGUCGUUGCAAAGGCAGUCUUUGGAUUUCACCAAAAUAUCUUAAUUUAUUUUCUGAAGAUGAACAAAAGUCUCACGGAUUUAGAAUGACAUGAUGGUGAAUAAUUAAUGAAUUUUCAAAUUUGGAUCUAAUCCUUGAAUCUUAGUACCACUAUCCCUUUAUUACUGGCCAGCUUUUACAUUUCACCCAUCUGCCAUGCCAGAGAUGCAGAGUUCUUACAGUCAAACAACACUAACUUGGCUUUUUUCCCCUUAUU
Megalobrama amblycephala (Wuchang bream) is the source of this 2645-nucleotide messenger RNA. RefSeq lists its product as uncharacterized. NCBI's taxonomy places the organism in Eukaryota, Metazoa, Chordata, Actinopteri, Cypriniformes, Xenocyprididae. Bases 372 to 1079 code for a protein of 235 amino acids. The transcript is spliced from 5 exons. The record is from RefSeq and is a predicted model, not a curated record.